AUGAGAACACACUCCCCCGCAUUUGUUGCGUUGGCACUUCUCUUGCUGGCGCACAUCGCUCAUCCGAUGGAGAGCCUCGAUGACUUCGAAGUCCCCGUGGAAGUAACUACACUACAUGCUAAGAAGGAUAUGGCGGGUCCUGUUAAUCUGCAGCGCAUCGAGGGCAGAACUCGGCUAAAGAGCCUACUUACGUUUGAGGGAGACAACCGGACAGGCAAAAUGAUUGAGAACUACUGCUGUUUUUGGAUAUACCAGGCUCAUCCGCCCAUCCCGCACACCUGGAAGCAUAUGGCCGAGUAUCCCUUCGACUUUCAGUUCAAUGGAGAGUUUGUGCGGAACCAGCGACACAAUGCAGUUGAAGUACCUGCCGCCGAGGAUGGCGAUAAAGGCAUUUGAUGUCAAACAAAAGAUAGAUACUUGUAUAUGUUUCACUGAACAAUGCAACUCUCCCCUGAAGUGAUGUCCAUUCAAUCUGAUAGAGGUGAUUAUUUUCCUCCAGCUUCGUCGCAUAUUUAUGGUAAUUUAUAUUAAAUUGAUUUACUGAG
Drosophila erecta is the source of this 545-nucleotide messenger RNA. RefSeq lists its product as uncharacterized. Bases 1 to 396 code for a protein of 131 amino acids. Lineage: Eukaryota; Metazoa; Arthropoda; Insecta; Diptera; Drosophilidae. The record is from RefSeq and is a predicted model, not a curated record. The transcript is spliced from 2 exons.